GCUAUGUCAACAAGAGUUUUUUUUUUUUUGUUAAAGUAUUCUUGAGUCUUACCCUAAGACGAGUGCAAGAUGGUACCAAAUCUGGAAAAUAAAAACACGCCUCAAAGAAACAACGAAAUUAUAUAGACAAUUGAUUGCCAAACACAAAGGCUCAUAUUGCAAAAAUGCCGGCUAUAUUCCACCUAAACUAGCAUAUGCGCAGCAAAUUGCUUUGGACGAAUGUACGAAAGUUAAAUGUUUAAAACAGUCGCCAACCCUCGCCCCCAUAAGAGAGAGCCAAAAUGCCAACUGUAAAAUGUCAUGACUUAUUGAGAUGUAAAAAUCGUAACUGUCUGUUGGCCAACCUUGAACAAGUCAAGGAAAUUCCACGAAAGCUGUGGAAUCGAGAUAUGGCAGCUGUUUUAAACUUUCGAAAGAUCUUGAUGAGCUUGAGAGAGACAGGUAAACGCUCUGGUAUUUGUAGCAGAAAAGAAGCGUCAAAACCGGAAUGAAGGAAACAAUAGCAAAUCUUCGCCAAAGUUAUCACUUUGGUUAUUUAAUGCAGGUAUGUUGCUUUGAGAUUACUUAAAAAUAUUGGUGAGCCCAUCAUUUUUUGGUUUUUCGCCAAUACUUUUUUUAGUAAGCACUA
Messenger RNA from Cokeromyces recurvatus, 628 nucleotides. RefSeq lists its product as uncharacterized. The transcript is spliced from 2 exons. The record is from RefSeq and is a predicted model, not a curated record. Lineage: Eukaryota; Fungi; Mucoromycota; Mucoromycetes; Mucorales; Mucoraceae. The coding region runs from base 282 to 491 and encodes 69 amino acids.